AUGGCAGAAAGUUACAUGUCAAUCUGCACAGACAGGCUGUUCAAAGUUUUAGUCAUCGGGGAUGUAGGUGUAGGGAAAAGCAGCAUUAUACUGCGUUAUGUUAAGAGAGAUUUUAGUGAAAACUACAAACCAUCUAUUGGAGUGGACUUUGCAUUAAAAACAGUUGAAUGGGAUCCAAAUACUGUUGUGAGACUGCAGUUUUGGGAUAUUGCAGGCCAAGAGCGUUUUAAGAAGAUGUCCAGAGUGUUUUACAAAGCGGCCAUGGGAGCUCUGGUGGUCUUUGACAUUACAGACAGCUCGUCCUUCGAAGGGGCAUCUGAAUGGAAGAGGGACCUUGAUAGCAAGGUUUGUCUCAACAGUGGAUGUCCGAUCCCUGCGGUCCUGCUGGCCAACAAAUGUGAUUUAGCAGGACAGGCCAGAGACUUGGAUAAGUUUUGCAAAGACAACAGUUUCCUGGGCUGGUUUGAGACCUCUGCAAAGGAUAAUAUAAAUGUUGAGGAGGCAGGUGCCUUCCUGGUCAAACACAUGAUGCGGUGUGACACUGACCUGUCUGAUGAAGAGCGUCACGGGGAUGGGAUCAAAGUGGACCAGGCUUUGGGGGACGGUCGGAGGAGGCCAUUGUGCUGCUAG
This is a messenger RNA of Sphaeramia orbicularis (orbiculate cardinalfish), 630 nucleotides long. RefSeq names its product ras-related protein Rab-32-like. NCBI's taxonomy places the organism in Eukaryota, Metazoa, Chordata, Actinopteri, Kurtiformes, Apogonidae. The record is from RefSeq and is a predicted model, not a curated record. Gene Ontology annotation, biological process: phagosome-lysosome fusion; endosome to lysosome transport. Gene Ontology annotation, molecular function: GTPase activity; GTP binding. The transcript is spliced from 3 exons. Gene Ontology annotation, cellular component: late endosome; trans-Golgi network; phagocytic vesicle. Bases 1 to 630 code for a protein of 209 amino acids.